Messenger RNA from Nomascus leucogenys (northern white-cheeked gibbon), 675 nucleotides. Its product is annotated as keratin-associated protein 19-3. The record is from RefSeq and is a predicted model, not a curated record. NCBI's taxonomy places the organism in Eukaryota, Metazoa, Chordata, Mammalia, Primates, Hylobatidae.
ACACUCAGGACCUUGCCUUGAGCAGCAAACCAAACUCACUACCCCUGACACCAUGAGCUACUACGGCAACUACUACGGAGGCCUGGGCUAUGGCUGUGGAGGCUUCGGUGGCCUGGGCUAUGGCUAUGGCUGUGGAUGUGGCAGCUUCCGCAGACUGGGUUCUGGCUGUGGCUAUGGAGGCUACAGAUAUGGCUCUGGCUUCGGAGGCUACGGAUAUGGCUCUGGCUUUGGAGGCUACGGAUAUGGCUCUGGCUGUGGAGGCUACGGAUAUGGCUGCUGCCGCCCAUCGUACUAUGGAGGAUACGGAUUCUCUGGCUUUUAUUAAAUGAAUUGCUGAAAUUGGAAGAAGAGGAGAAACCUCCAAAUGUGUUUGGUCCUGUCCUGUGCUUUUAUUCCAGAAAAUCCAUUCUAUUGCCUUCGGCAUCAAUGGAUAGAUAUUUAGCAAUGUUAAAUCUUUAAAAUAGAUUUAAGCUGCUUCUAUGAAUAUUUGUUGUCUUUUUACUUUUGAAAUCCAUCACCUGAAAUCAUAUUCAUGUAUGACUACUCUAGUUUGUUCUUCUAAAUUUGCUUUAUUUUUCUUACCACCAUUACCAUGAUGUUAUCUUUCAAUCAAGAUCCUAGCAAAAACUUGUAUUUUGCUUUUAUCUAAUAAAUGAAUUAAAGUAUAAAUACUUU